AUGCACGGUGCUGGCGAAGUCUCGGAGGUCUGGGGCACCUUCACAAAUAUACGGCAUGAAGACGUCGAGAGCAACCACGGCUGGAUUUCCAUGGCUCAGACCCAGUACAAUGCCAUAGUAAUACGUAGUCCAACCCCAAGACCCAACGGCUGCAGAGCGCGCAUUUCGUUGCAUGGUUGCAGGGCUGGCCCCUGCAUGGCGGGCGGCAGGGACCUGGUCGGCGUCUGCGACGCGAUCGACGGCAGCCAACACACUGCGAGUUCCAUUGGCCCUGAGAAGGCGAGGUUGUCGACGCCGAGCAGACCUGAAACCACAGAAGCAGAGAUCAGGCCAAACCGACCUCGAGCUGGAUGGAACCGCGGCGCUGGUUUGGCGACAGGCAUCGAGUCGUACGGUCUGCGUUGCACGAGCUCGACAUUCGACAGACAGAGCCCGACCCCCAGACUGAGAAAAGCCAAAAUGCUAAGUUUGGAUGCACUGCCUCUGGUAGCUGACGACCGAGGCCGACGAUUGGCCCGCGAGGCUCCCCCAGGGUUUUGCCAGACGGGCCAGGCAGGCCAGGGUCCUCGCCGUCUGCUGGAGGAAACUGGCCGCCAAGACGCUAAACAAGGGGGCAAGGCUCGCUGA
Messenger RNA from Neoarthrinium moseri, 627 nucleotides. RefSeq lists its product as uncharacterized. Bases 1 to 627 code for a protein of 208 amino acids. The transcript has 3 exons. NCBI's taxonomy places the organism in Eukaryota, Fungi, Ascomycota, Sordariomycetes, Amphisphaeriales, Apiosporaceae. The record is from RefSeq and is a predicted model, not a curated record.